AUGAAGUCCUGUGUGUUCAUCUUGCUUGUGGCCCUACUGUGUGCAGAGACUGCUCAGGGGCUGCGCUGCUAUGAUUGCCUGGUGGUCACACCUACGACUUCUUGCAAAUCAACUACUUGCCCCUACCUUGAUGGAGUCUGUGUCACUCACGAUGUGGAGUCCACUGUGGGCUCUCAAAAAAUGAAAACAAGAAGCAAGUACUGCCUUCCCACCUGCCCUAAGAGUUCGAAUUCUCUUGAAAAUAUCCAGAACAUGGGUGGUGCCUUCAGCAACAAGAUUUCCUGUUGCAAGGAAGACCUCUGCAACGCAGCAGUUCCCACAGGAGGUAGCACCUGGACCCUGGCAGGGGUGGUUCUGUGCAGCCUGGCCUCAGUCCUCCUGCAGGCCUUGCUGUGAUGGCACUUCCUGCUACUCCUGCCCUCAUCCUUGUAUCCCAAUGUGUAAGCACUCCUCCCUUGAGCCCUCUAGUGAUGCACUGUGGGUU
This is a messenger RNA of Acomys russatus (golden spiny mouse), 484 nucleotides long. Its product is annotated as lymphocyte antigen 6G-like. Gene Ontology annotation, cellular component: plasma membrane. The transcript has 3 exons. The record is from RefSeq and is a predicted model, not a curated record. NCBI's taxonomy places the organism in Eukaryota, Metazoa, Chordata, Mammalia, Rodentia, Muridae. Bases 1 to 396 code for a protein of 131 amino acids. Gene Ontology annotation, molecular function: acetylcholine receptor inhibitor activity; acetylcholine receptor binding. Gene Ontology annotation, biological process: acetylcholine receptor signaling pathway.